Messenger RNA from Lolium rigidum, 2349 nucleotides. Its product is annotated as cell division control protein 48 homolog D-like. Lineage: Eukaryota; Viridiplantae; Streptophyta; Magnoliopsida; Poales; Poaceae. Gene Ontology annotation, biological process: mitotic spindle disassembly; autophagosome maturation; retrograde protein transport, ER to cytosol. Bases 1 to 2349 code for a protein of 782 amino acids. Gene Ontology annotation, molecular function: ATP hydrolysis activity; polyubiquitin modification-dependent protein binding; ATP binding. The record is from RefSeq and is a predicted model, not a curated record. Gene Ontology annotation, cellular component: nucleus; VCP-NPL4-UFD1 AAA ATPase complex; cytosol. The transcript has a single exon.
AUGGCGAGCGCGCCGCCGUCGAAGAAGGCCGCGAACCGGCUGGUGGUGGAGGAGGCGACCCACGAUGACAACUCCAUGUGCAGCCUCCACCCGGCCACCAUGGAGAGGCUCUGCAUAUUCCGCGGCGACUUGGUGCUGCUCAAGGGCAAGCGCCGCCGCAGCACGCUCUGCAUCGCCUUCACCGACGACACCUGCGAGGAGCACAAGAUGAAGAUCAACAAGGUGGUUCGAUCCAACCUGCGCGUCCGCAUCGCCGACGUCGUGUCCGUGCACCUGUGCCACGACGCCAAGUACGGGAGGCGGGUGCACAUCCUCCCGGUGGACGACACCAUCGAGGGCGUCACCGGCAACCUGUUCGACUCCUAUCUCAAGCCCUACUUUGCGGACGCAUACCGCCCGGUCCGCAAGGGCGACCUCUUCCUAGUGCGCGGCGGCAUGCGGAGCGUCGAGUUCAAGGUCGUGGAGAUCGAUCCGGCCGACGAGUACUGCAUUGUGGCGGCUGACACAGAGAUCUUCUGCGACGGCGAGCCGAUCAAGAGGGAAGACGAGGAGAGGCUCGAUGACGUCGGCUAUGAUGACGUGGGCGGCAUGCGCAAGCAGCUCACCCAAAUCAGGGAGCUGGUUGAGCUGCCGCUCAGGCACCCGCAGCUCUUCAAGUCCAUCGGCGUCAAGCCGCCCAAGGGCAUCCUCCUGUACGGCCCUCCCGGCUCUGGCAAGACGCUCAUCGCCCGUGCCGUGGCCAACGAGACUGGGGCCUUCUUCUUCUGCAUCAACGGUCCAGAGAUCAUGUCUAAGAUGGCCGGAGAGAGCGAGAGCAAUUUGAGGAAGGCCUUCGAGGAAGCCGAGAAGAACGCGCCCUCCAUCAUCUUCAUCGACGAGAUUGACUCCAUCGCUCCCAACAGGGAGAAGACCCACGGCGAGGUCGAGAGGCGCAUCGUGUCCCAGCUUCUGACUUUGAUGGACGGCAUGAAGGCUCGGGCGCACGUCAUCGUUAUGGGUGCCACGAACCGUCCCAACAGCAUCGACCCUGCCCUAAGGCGCUUUGGGAGGUUCGAUCGUGAGAUCGACAUUGGAGUGCCGGACGAGGUCGGGCGCCUCGAAGUGUUGCGCGUCCAUACCAAGAACAUGAAGCUGGACGUGGACGUCAACCUGGAGGUGGUUGCCAAGGAUACGCAUGGCUACGUUGGCGCUGACUUGGCCGCGCUCUGCACAGAGGCAGCACUACAAUGCAUCAGGGAGAAGAUGGACGUGAUUGACCUCGACGACGAAACCAUCGAUGCCGAGAUCUUGAACUCCAUGGCCGUCACCAAUGACCACCUUAAAACGGCCCUCGUCGGUACGAAUCCUUCUGCGCUUCGCGAGACCGUUGUGGAGGUGCCCAACGUCAGCUGGAACGACAUCGGCGGCCUGGACGGCGUGAAGAGAGAGCUGCAAGAGACCGUCCAGUACCCGGUGGAGCAUCCAGAGAAAUUUGAGAAGUUCGGCAUGUCGCCCUCCAAGGGCGUCCUCUUCUACGGGCCACCGGGAUGCGGCAAGACCUUGCUCGCGAAGGCGAUCGCCAACGAAUGCCAGGCCAACUUUAUCAGCAUCAAGGGACCCGAGCUGCUCACGAUGUGGUUCGGCGAGAGCGAGGCCAAUGUGCGGGAGAUCUUUGACAAGGCGCGCCAAUCUGCACCGUGCGUUCUCUUCUUCGACGAGCUUGACUCCAUCGCGACCCAGAGGGGAGGGAGUGUGGGCGACGCCGGCGGUGCAGCGGACAGGGUCCUGAACCAGCUCCUCACCGAGAUGGACGGCAUGAACGCGAAGAAGACGGUGUUCAUCAUAGGCGCCACCAACAGGCCGGACAUCAUCGACUCGGCGCUGCUCCGGCCUGGCCGCCUGGACCAGCUCAUCUACAUCCCCUUGCCGGACGAGGCCUCUCGGCACCAAAUCUUCAAGGCCUGUCUGAGGAAGUCUCCUGUGGCCAAGGACGUCGACCUCGGCGCACUUGCAAGGUUCACGGCGGGCUUCAGCGGCGCCGACAUCACGGAGAUCUGCCAGAGGGCGUGCAAGUACGCCAUCAGGGAGGACAUCGAAAAAGACAUGGAGAAGCAGAGACUGGGAAAAGAUAGCAUGGAGGUGGAAGUAGAGGAGGUGGCUGAGAUCAAGGCGGCUCACUUCGAGGAGUCGAUGAAGUACGCGAGGAGGAGCGUGAGCGAUGGCGACAUCAGGAAGUACCAGGCCUUUGCUCAGACGUUGCAGCAGUCGAGAGGUUUCGGCACCGAGUUCCGUUUCCCGAUGCAGCCCCAGGCGGCAGAAGCUGCUGCCAAUAUCUCAGCGGCAGCUGAUGAAGACGAUCUUUACAAUUGA